Patella vulgata (common limpet) is the source of this 1582-nucleotide messenger RNA. RefSeq names its product glycosyltransferase-like domain-containing protein 1. The transcript has 8 exons. The coding region runs from base 4 to 1563 and encodes 519 amino acids. Gene Ontology annotation, molecular function: glycosyltransferase activity. The record is from RefSeq and is a predicted model, not a curated record. NCBI's taxonomy places the organism in Eukaryota, Metazoa, Mollusca, Gastropoda, Patellidae.
UUUAUGAAUGAAAUUUGUCUUCAACAAGUUCAGAGCAUAUUUGUUACAAGCUACUCAUAUAAGCUAAACAUAAUGUCUAUGGCAAACAAAUUAAUAAUAGAACCUUUCUAUGGUGGCUCCCAUAAACAAUUAAUUGACUUAUUAUGCAGGGAAGUGAGUGACUGUCAAUUGUUUACUUUGCCAGCUAAAAAAUGGCACUGGAAAGCCAGGACUUCCUCACUGUAUUUGAGUCAGGUUAUACCAGUUUCACAUAAAUAUAAAGUGUUGUUUGCAAGUUCUGUGUUAAAUUUAUCUGAGUUGGUAGCAUUACGACCAGAUUUACUUCCAUUAAAAAAGAUUAUCUACUUUCAUGAAAACCAACUUGUUUAUCCAGUUAGAAAGCAGCAGAAUAGAGAUUUUCAAUAUGGCUAUAAUCAGAUUUUAACAUGUUUGGUAGCAGAUGUGAUUAUAUUCAACUCAAAAUACAAUAUGGAAUCAUUUUCAACAUCAAUAAAUUCGUUUCUAAAGUUAAUCCCAGAUCAUCGGCCAAAAAAACUAGAAGAAAAGAUUCGGCCUAAAUGCAAAGUCAUUUACUUUCCACUUAAAUUUACUGAUAAUCUAUCACCUCAAUCAACAGCAGUUGAAGAUUUGCAUGAAAAAGAUGUUACUAAUGAAAUAGUUAUGUUAAAUAAUGACAUUACUAAUGAAACUACAUCCCCAAAUUGUGAUCAGAUAGGGGAUGAAUGUGAAGAUUUAAUCAAAAUGGAAGUAGCUGAGGAAACAAGAAUAUCAGAAACUGAUAAUAAUAAAAUCACUAAAGAAUGUAUGACACAUAUGAGUGAAUGUCAAGAAAGUUCUAUAAUACCUCAAGUAAAUAUUGAAGAAACUAAUAAAGAUGACAAUAAGGAACCAAAUCUCUGUGACCUUAAAAGACAGAAAUUAGACAAUAUUGUUAGUAAUUCUCCUGGAGAUAGACAAUGUAAUUAUUCUGUCCACCUCAGCAGUAACCAUAGUGAUGACGUUAAUUCUACAGAUCAAUCUGUUUUAAGUUAUAAAACACCUAGUAAAGUUUUACAUAUUUUGUGGGCUCAUAGAUGGGAACAUGAUAAAGAUCCUGAUACAUUAUUUAAAAUAUUAUAUCAACUAGAUGAAUCAGGAUUAUCCUUUAAUCUGUCUGUAUUAGGUGAAAUGUUUACGGAUGUACCAGAUAUAUUUGGUGAAGCUAAAGAGAAAUUAUCAUCACAUAUAAUAAAUUGGGGAUAUUUAGAAAGUAAAGAUGAAUAUUAUAAAGUUUUACAACAGGCAGACAUCACAGUAUCAACUGCUCUUCAUGAAUUUUUUGGAGUAGCCAUGUUAGAAGCUACAUAUUAUGGAUGUUAUCCUUUAUGUCCAAAUAGACUUGUUUAUCCAGAAAUAUUCCCAGCCUCCUGUCUAUACAACACACCAAAUCAACUCUAUAAACAACUAAAAAACUUCUGUAGAAAUCCACAUUUAGUCAAAACAAAAUUACCAAAGAUUGAUGUGAGAAAAUUUUUAUGGGAGAAUCUUAAAGAAGAAUUUAUGUCAUUAUUUUGUACAAAUUGAAUAAAUCAUUUAAAAAUUA